Molecule: messenger RNA, 654 nt
Organism: Alternaria postmessia
Lineage: Eukaryota; Fungi; Ascomycota; Dothideomycetes; Pleosporales; Pleosporaceae
Exons: 3
Coding region: 1-654 (217 amino acids)
Source: RefSeq, a predicted model, not a curated record
AUGAACCCUGCUCCACCCCGCAUCUCUCGCGAAAUUCAAGGCAACUUCCCUAUUGAAAACGUGAAGCUCAUAGACCUUGAAUGUGGUGGCAAUACCACUGGCGGAAUUAUCGGAUCACGGCCCGCUCCUUUGCAUGCUCCAGCGGCAGCUGGGUCGACUGUUAAUCUACGCUGGACAGCGUGGCCAGAGAGUCAUCAGGGUCCUGUGAUAACGUACAUGGCGAGAUGUCCUGACACUGGCUGCAACGACUACGUCCCCUCUUCUUCUUUGGCGCCAACCUGGUUCAAGAUCGCAGAGGAUGGCUUGCAUUCCACCGACCCAGAGUGGCUCAAGAACCAAUGGGGUAUGACAUCACUUAUCAACGCACCAAAUGCCGGCGUGAACUACACGAUUCCAGCAUGUCUGAGGCCAGGCUUUUACCUUGUGCGUCACGAAAUUAUUGCGCUGCACAGCGCGUAUAACGAGGGGGGAGUGCAGUUCUAUCCCGGAUGCCACCAGCUAGAGGUCACUGGCGAUGGCUCGACAGUGCCGACGGCGGGCCUGGUGAGCUUCCCAGGCGCAUAUGAUAGUAAGGAUGCUGGUCUUGUAUACAGCAUCUACAACCAACUACCGUACGAUAUUCCAGGGCCUGAAGUAUUCCAGUGCGUAACAUAG